Messenger RNA from Dichotomopilus funicola, 216 nucleotides. RefSeq lists its product as uncharacterized. Gene Ontology annotation, cellular component: mitochondrion. NCBI's taxonomy places the organism in Eukaryota, Fungi, Ascomycota, Sordariomycetes, Sordariales, Chaetomiaceae. Gene Ontology annotation, biological process: respiratory electron transport chain. The record is from RefSeq and is a predicted model, not a curated record. The transcript has 3 exons. The coding region runs from base 1 to 216 and encodes 71 amino acids.
AUGACCCCGCUCCCGAAUCCGGAGCUACGGAGCCAGGUCAUCGCCAUCUACAAACAACUCCUCUAUCUAGGCCGUAACUAUCCCCAAGGUUACAACUACUUCCGCUCACGACUCCAUCGGGCCUUUAUGGCCAAGGCGGGUCUCACAGACGACACGGCCAUCAAGGAGGGUAUCGCGAAGGCUGACUUUGUGAGAAAAGAAAUUGAAGCGCUGUAA